AUGAGGAAAACCGCCAUUUUCUUCCUCAUAUUUGCAGUUUACCAUCUCCGAUGCAACACUACUAUGUCGGAGCAGCAGCCUUAUCGGACGGCCUUUCACUUCCAGCCUCCUCAAAACUGGAUGAACGAUCCUAAUGGACCAAUGUACUACAAUGGAGUCUACCACCUCUUCUAUCAAUACAACCCAUCUGGUCCACUCUUUUCCGAUCAAAUGUAUUGGGCACAUUCUGUAUCCUAUGACUUGAUAAACUGGAUCCCUCUAGACCUCGCCUUUUCCCCCACCGAAUCCUUCGACAACAACAGUUGCUGGUCUGGUUCCGCCACUAUCCUCCCCGGGAACAAGCCUGUGAUGUUGUAUACAGGAAUUGACUCUGAAAACCGCCAAGUCCAGAACAUGGCCGUCCCAAAGGACUUAUCUGAUCCCUAUCUUAGAGAAUGGAUAAAGUACACUGGCAAUCCGAUCAUAAACCUUCCUGAUGGGAUUCAACCGGAUGACUUCAGAGACCCAACCACCGCUUGGCUCGCCGAAGACGGGAAAUGGAGAAUAAUUGUGGGAAGUCAGAAAGACAAGAUGGGGAUCGCGUUUCUGUACCAAUCUGAGGACUUCGUUAAUUGGACUAAAUUUGAUUCGCCACUUCAUAAGGUUUCAGGAACUGGGAUAUGGGAAUGUCCUGAUUUCUUUCCGGUGUGGAUUGAUAGCAAGAAGGGGGUCGAUACAUCUGUCAUGAACCCAAGAGUAAAGCAUGUGUUGAAGGUGGGAUUGUUUGAUUAUGCCAAAGAUUUCUACAUGAUCGGGAAUUACAGUCCUGAGAAGGAAAAUUAUGUUCCUCAAAACGAAUUAACGCUAAGUACUUUGAGGUAUGAUUACGGGAAGUACUAUGCUUCAAAGUCAUUCUUCGACCCUGUGAAAAACCGAAGGGUCUUGAUGGCUUGGGUGAAUGAGUCUGAUUCUCAAGCAGAUGAUAUCGCUAAAGGAUGGUCCGGACUUCAUUCAUUUCCAAGGAGUCUUUGGCUGGACCAAAACCAGAAGCAGCUCGUACAGUGGCCUAUCGAGGAAAUCGAAAUGCUGCACGAGAACGAAGUUAGUAUUCUUGAUAAGAAGCUUGAAGGUGGAUCAUUACAUGAAGUUGUGGGCAUAACUGCUUCUCAGGCUGAUGUGAAGAUUUCAUUCAAACUAAGUAAUUUAGAAGAAGCCGAAGAACUGGACCCAAGUUGGAUUGAUGAUCCGCAGCUUACCUGCAGCGAAAAGGAUGCAUCAAACAAAGGCCAAUUCGGACCAUUUGGACUGUUAGCUUUGGCUUCCAACGACUUAACUGAACAAACUGCAAUCUUCUUUCAAGUUUUCCAAAAUAACGGACGUUACGUUGUGCUAAUGUGCAGUGAUCAAAGCCGGUCUUCUACAAAGAGUGGGAUUGACAAAACUACUUACGGAGCAUUUGUGGACAUAGAUCCUCAACAAGAUGAAAUUUCACUGAGAACCUUGAUAGAUCACUCGAUCAUUGAGAGCUUUGGAGGAGGAGGAAAGACAUGCAUUACAGCUAGGGCUCACCCAACAUUGGCCAUCGGAAAAGAAGCUCGGCUGCUCAUCUUUAACAAUGGAACAGAAAGUGUUGUGAUCUCAAAGCUGAGUGCUUGGAGUGUUAAGAAAGCUCUAAUCAACGUUGAAGAAAGUAUAAGCUGCACAGAUCAAUAAUCUGAUUCAUGAAACAUCUUCGUAUUAAGAGUCCAUAGUGAGAGCUUGCAGGCCACUACAAAUUCCCCUUAAGGUGAAAUUUAAAUAUUUGGUUUGUAUCCUUUAUCAAUUCAGCUACACUUAAUUUUAUUUUUAUGUAACAAAAGCAGUUAUUUAGCAUCUU
Molecule: messenger RNA, 1855 nt
Organism: Cynara cardunculus var. scolymus (artichoke)
Lineage: Eukaryota; Viridiplantae; Streptophyta; Magnoliopsida; Asterales; Asteraceae
Product: fructan 6-exohydrolase-like
Exons: 7
Coding region: 1-1692 (563 amino acids)
Biological process (GO): carbohydrate metabolic process
Molecular function (GO): hydrolase activity, hydrolyzing O-glycosyl compounds
Source: RefSeq, a predicted model, not a curated record